Molecule: messenger RNA, 916 nt
Organism: Ceraceosorus bombacis
Lineage: Eukaryota; Fungi; Basidiomycota; Exobasidiomycetes; Ceraceosorales; Ceraceosoraceae
Source: the annotation of a GenBank genome assembly
AUGCCAAAGAUUCGCACUUCGCGAACCGCGCCUCCUCCCGAGGGAUUCGAGGACAUUGAGGAUAUUCUAGAAGACUACUCUAGAGCGAUGCGGGAUGCAGAGAAUGAAGAGGGAGAGGGAAAGAGGAAAAAUGAGGUGUUGUGGGGUAUCAUGCGGAUAAGCCAUACGAGGAGCAGAUACAUCUACGACUUGUACUACGGGAGAGAAGCCAUCAGCAAGGAGCUGUACGAUUGGCUCAUCAAGCAGGGAUAUGCGGAUGCCAAGUGAGUUGUACAGUCUGAGUAUUGAGUUUGAUGGGUCCACAGGGAUGCGAUGCGCACCACUACCGGCAGAGGCUCGAAGCGCAGGACAGGGAGAUGGCAAAGAUGGAAGGCAGCAGAGCUCUUUCGAAGGCUGCAAGGCUGACUUGGGUGGCAUGCUCACCAUUCGCGACUCACUGUCUGUGACGCAGCUUGAUAGCAAAGUGGAAGAGGUCGGGCUACGAGAAGCUGUGCUGCGUGAGGUGUAUUCAAGCCAUGGUGAGUCACAAAGCGCAGAUCUCGCUCGCAGCCGUGUCCCAGAGGUGCUCUGGCGCUACCUCACCCACUCACUCACUCACAUCGCGCACAACUUGCAUGGCUGUCAUUCACGAUUGAAGGACAUGAACUACUCGGGCUCCACAUGCGUUUGCAGAGUUCCAAAAUCUCAACUCAGACCCGGCACUGUCGUGGAGUGUCAGAAUUGUGGUGAGUAGCAGCAAGGCACAAGUCUUACAGGCUUCUUUGCGACCUCUGUGCGGCGAUUGUGUUGUGGUGCGCUCGAUCGUAUCCCCCGCGCGCGCAACGAAGCGGAGCAUUUUCAGCUCACCAUACACGACCCAUCCCACCCCUGACUUCACACGCACGCAGGCUGCAGAGGGUGCGCUUCAUCAGACUGA